ACUUUAUCAUACAGUGCUCUCUAUGCAAAUUGCAAUACAUCAUCGCCGUCGUCGUUUCAAAAUCAAUUUUUUCUCAAUUUCUCCCAAUCAGACACUCACCCUAUCUAAUCUCCUUUUCAAUUUCUCAACCUUAAGUCUCUCUCUCUAAAAAAGAUUAAAAUUUCCAUGGACCCACCUCCUCCUUCAUUAUUGAUCCCCCCACCAGUUCCGCCGUCCAUCCCUCCACCACCACCCACCACCCCCACCCCCCCCGCGACUGAAACCCCCCAUUUAGCUCCUCCACCCAACCCUGCCCCCAUCAUAACCCAUCCUUCCUAUGCUGAGAUGAUAUAUUCAGCGAUUACAGCUUUGAAAGAACAAGAUGGGUCAAGCAGGAUAGCCAUAUCAAAGUAUAUAGAGAGAGCUUACCCUCGUUUACCACCGAGUCACUCUGAUUUGUUGACACAUCACUUAAAACGCUUGAAAAAUAGUGGGGCUCUUGUUCUCAACAAGAAAUCUUACAUGUUACCCAGAUCUGACAUUAACACAAACAUCACUGCUACUACAACUACCACAACUACUGUUUCUACUAACCCACCUCAAAUUCAGCCACAGAAUGUUGCUCCAAUCUCUUCAGCUCCUCCUGAGCAGAAAAGGGGCCGUGGAAGGCCCCCUAAAACUAAGUCUAAUGGGCUUCCUCCAACUCCUGCGCCUAUGCUUGCUAAUGGGCAGCCACAGACUGGUCUUGGCUCACAUGUUUCUGUUACUGCCCAGACCCAAAGUCAGCUUGUUGUGAGUUCUGUUGGGACUCCUGUUGACCCCACCUCGACGGGGAGGAAAGGCCGGGGACGGCCAAAGAAGAUGGUGGUGACUGAAGCUGGGCCGUUAGUGCUGAAGAAAGGAAGAGGGAGGCCACCGAAUAGUGGGCUGUUGGGGUCCAAGAAGAGUCCAGGAAGGCCCAGAAAGCCUAAAUCUUUGGUGGGUGCUAAAAAGGGUCCUGGACGUCCACCUAAGAAUCAGUUGAAGCCAGUGACUGUUCCUUACGCUGUUGCUUCUCCUACUGCUACUGCUACUGAUGCAGCAGCUGUGUUUAAUGUGGCAUCACCAAAGCCCAGAGGCAGGCCAAGGAAGGGUGCAGCCCCAACUGCUGCUGGCGCUGUUGUGAUGGUGCAGGAUAAGGGACCGGGUCGCCCGGCUAAGGUUCCUGGGGUUAUGAAGCUGAAGCCUAAGAAGAAUUCUGGCAGGCCUGUCGGCCGGCCUAGGAAGAAUGCAAAUGCACCAUGGGCAAUUAACAGGGCAACUCAGCUUCAAGCACAAGCAGAAUUGCAUGGAGAUCUUAAGAGGAAACUUGAAUUUUUUCAAUCAAGAGUUAAGCAAGCCACUGGGGUCCUAAAGCCUCUUUUGACCAGUGCCACAAUCAGUGCAGUUGCAGCAAUCCAAGAAUUAGAAGGGCUUGCAUCAAUGGACAUUAAUGUACCAUGGAGGGAGGAACCUCAACCACAAACCCAGCCACAGCCACUGCCCCUGCCCCUACCGCAGCCACAGCCGCAGCCGCAGCCACUGCAGCAACUGCUCCAGAGUUAGGAGAAAUGUACAAGGAUCAUGAAUUUGUUCGUGAUGUUAGAGAACCACAUUUUCAGGAUCAGAACUUUGCAAGAAACUUUCUAACCAAGACAGGAGUAAAAAACCUAAAUGUCUGUAAAGGGAAUUAGGGAGGACUAAUUGUUGUGAAAAUGAGGAUGUAGCUUGUUAUUUAAGCGAUCAUGGAUUUCAUUCUGUUUUAGAUUUGAGAUAUCAUUACGAGUUUAGUACAUUUGGACUAGAUUUGAAUUGCGUUAGUGUUAGCAGUGAUUUGUCUUAACGAUCUCCAAUCUCUGUCUCAAAUGUGAGAAUGUUUAUGUUAGUUCUGUCAAAAAAAAAAAAUGUAGUUCAUAUGUUAUUGCCAUAACUUCUCACUUUUUAUCGUAAGUUUCAAAUUUGGUUUUGCUUU
This is a messenger RNA of Populus euphratica (Euphrates poplar), 1969 nucleotides long. Its product is annotated as histone-lysine N-methyltransferase 2B-like. The record is from RefSeq and is a predicted model, not a curated record. The transcript is spliced from 5 exons. Gene Ontology annotation, biological process: negative regulation of DNA recombination; chromosome condensation; nucleosome assembly. Gene Ontology annotation, cellular component: nucleus; nucleosome; nucleolus. NCBI's taxonomy places the organism in Eukaryota, Viridiplantae, Streptophyta, Magnoliopsida, Malpighiales, Salicaceae. The coding region runs from base 166 to 1563 and encodes 465 amino acids. Gene Ontology annotation, molecular function: double-stranded DNA binding; nucleosomal DNA binding.